AUGCUCAGCACGGCGCAGGUGGACUGCAUUGUCACGGCCCAUGAAGAUGUAGGCUUGGCAGCCUCGACCAAGCUUUCGGUGCGUGUGGGAAUGAUCAACUACGGCUCCAUGGCAGGGAGAGUUUCGACCCUCUGCCUCUCUUUUGCGGAAUUUGUGGAGAGCUCUUUUGAGAGUGAUUCGAUGCCGGCUCAGGUUCAAAUCCCUUGGUUCUAUUGCCUGGUGUGGAGCACGUUCCAGUACAGCAGUCCUCCCUGGCCGUCAACGAUGCCAUCUUUAAGCUUGUUUCUGGGUUCAAUAGCAGCGGGAUCUGUCAGUGAAUGUUGCACACUGCAUGUGGGGCUGCCUUUUGGACAGGCUUGUGCGCCCAAGCCUACAUGGCUGGACAUCGAUGAGAGCACUGGCGCCGUGUCAGGCGUUCUUGGGUCGGGGGCUUGA
This is a messenger RNA of Symbiodinium natans, 435 nucleotides long. The record is from the annotation of a GenBank genome assembly. NCBI's taxonomy places the organism in Eukaryota, Dinophyceae, Suessiales, Symbiodiniaceae.